UCUGCAUCACGUGACUUGCUUGUAAUAGAACUGACUCUACUUUCCCCUCGAUUUGGAAGGGAAACAGAAAGGCAACCAGAUAUGCCUUCUUUGCUUCUAAUCCAUGCUCUACUCUCCAGUAUCAUCUGGGGUCCUGUGAGAAUGACAGCCAUCUUUAGCUUUGCUCCUGACCAGCUAUUCACAGUGGAGUCACUCAGCGGUGCUACUGAAACUGUAGACCCUGAACAAGCCUCCACUGUUCCCCCUGAUCAGGCUCCAAAGACAAACGAAAUUGAUCCAGUCACAGAUGGUGGGAGUCAAGCAAGUUCCCAGAUUGUUGUGACAUCUCCAGCAACCUUUUACUUUAAUGCGGCAGAUGGAGUGGAAAAUAAGAAUCUUCCAGAAGCAACAGCCACUACUACUAUUGCAUCCAAACAACAGAUAACUUCAGAGUUGUUCAUCACUGCAACCCCAGUGCCUAUGUACUCAGGCAUAGGUAGUUCUGGGGAUGAAAAUAGCAGUAGUAGUUUUACACAGUUUGCUGAUGCUAACAAAAGCCUUGCAAUCGACGAUCGCGUAGCUCCUGCCAUCUCAAAUGCUCCAAAGGAAAAUAACACUGACACGGAGAGACACCACUUCUGUAAAAUUCCAGGAGCUGAAGGACAAAAGAGAGACCAAGGUGAAAAAAAGAAUGCAGGUGUCUCAAAGCAUGCUAGAAUGGAAGGAGAGAUACAUUUUUUGGUAGACACUGGGCGAGAAAUAACAGCAGAAAGGGGGGAUUCCAGAUCCAAUGCUGGCCAGACAGAAGCCCUUGGUGGAUUUAAUAAUUCUUGUCCAAAAGGUGACAGAGGUGAUACUGGGAACCCUGGUCCCAUGGGCCUUCCAGGACCAAAGGGAGACAAAGGAGACUAUGGAGAAUCAGGUCCAAAAGGUGAAAAUGGACUGAAAGGAGAUUCUGGAGAGAAAGGAGAAAGAGGCCUACCUGGUAAGAAGGGGGACAAAGGCCUGUUAGGAAUCCAAGGAGCUCCUGGUAUAAAAGGUGAUCAAGGGACCCAGGGAAGAGUGGGACCUCCUGGCCAGCAGGGGCCGAUAGGAUUCCCAGGCCAAAAAGGACAAAAGGGGCAAAAGGGAGAUUGCAGAGCUGUUGAACCCACAGCCUUUUCAGUGGCUCUUCAGAAAAGGAGAAGCUUCCCAUUGCCAGGAUCCCCAGUGACAUUUGAGAAUGUUUUUUUGAAUGAAAAUGAAGCCUACCAUGAUGAAACAGGCAUAUUCACUGCCAAUGCUGGAGGUGUCUAUUUUUUCAGCUAUCACCUGAGUGUUUCCAGGAAGUCACUGCGGGCUGGACUUUUCCACAAUGGCCAAAGAAUUCUGCAGAUGUCGAGUGUAAGGCAGCCGCCUCAGAAUGUUGGUCAGGUUUCUGGCUCAGUGUUGGUUCACCUUUCUGAAGAUGAUGAAAUCUGGCUUGAGAUUUUGAAUGGCUCUCAGAAUGGCCUGGUGGCAGAUGAAACCACAGAUUCUGUGUUUUCGGGGUUUUUGUUAUACCCUGACUAAUAACACAAAAAUAAAAUAAAAUAAUAAUUAAUAGUAAUAGUAAUAAAAGGCCUAAAUCCAAUUGCUAGUUCAACUAGAGUAGAUGUAUUGAAUCAAUGAAAUUCACAUAAGUUUUAUUUUAUUAUUCAGCAAUUAAUUCAAUUUAGAAUUAAAGGCCGGAAUCAUGUAUGAGAGUUAUGUCUUUGUAUGUGGACUUGCAUAUGCAAGAAGUAGAAAGGGCUAGUUUCAUCAUUUUUGCAUUCAGUAGAGUGCUGCUAUUACGUUACUAUGUAGCAGAGAUGGCAAAGUGACCAUUGUGCAUUGGGAUUGAUGCACAUUGGUCUUGUUGUGUCACAAUCACUCUUCUCAUUGUCCUGAUACACAUCUUCACAGUUCACUAACAGUGUUUCUUAGUGUCUCUGCUAGUGUCAGAGUGCGGGACCAGAAUCCUGGACAAUCAACCAGUCAGCUUAAUUGAUAAAUCAACAGCACUUUAUUGAUGGUUCCAGAAUCAGCAAUUCCACAUCACUCAGCUUCUUAGCUGAGACUGACCCCUCCCAGCUAAACCAAGGCAUAAAUUCCCCCUAAGCCAAUCUACUCUACCCUCCAGCAAAAGCCCACACAACAGGACCCCUCCUUCCUUUCACUAGUUCCCAUCCUCCAUUCCCUUUCCCUGAGCUACUCUUCUCACAGAAACAAAACUGCAUUCCCAGCCUCUGCAAGCCAGAUCCUCAAGGACACCAGAUAACCCACACCUGGUCCAGCCUAGCACUACAUAUCACUAUCUCUAAAGCCAAGCUAAAGCGUAACCCAUCCCCCAGCAUCCACAGUUAUAAUACAUCUGAUAGAAUACAUCAGGAUUCUAACAGCUAGCUAAGUAU
Messenger RNA from Sceloporus undulatus (fence lizard), 2390 nucleotides. Its product is annotated as complement C1q and tumor necrosis factor-related protein 9-like. Lineage: Eukaryota; Metazoa; Chordata; Lepidosauria; Squamata; Phrynosomatidae. The coding region runs from base 82 to 1530 and encodes 482 amino acids. The transcript has 3 exons. Gene Ontology annotation, molecular function: protein binding. The record is from RefSeq and is a predicted model, not a curated record.